Molecule: messenger RNA, 2496 nt
Organism: Polyodon spathula (Mississippi paddlefish)
Lineage: Eukaryota; Metazoa; Chordata; Actinopteri; Acipenseriformes; Polyodontidae
Gene: cpt2
Product: carnitine palmitoyltransferase 2
Exons: 5
Coding region: 374-2398 (674 amino acids)
Biological process (GO): fatty acid beta-oxidation
Cellular component (GO): mitochondrion
Molecular function (GO): carnitine O-palmitoyltransferase activity
Source: RefSeq, a predicted model, not a curated record
GAUUGUGAAGUGUCACUGUAGGUGUAUUUAAAAUGGUUAACCCUACAUCCGUAUUGUAACUCUAUACGACGGCAGUACUAUAACAUUGCGUUGUAGUUUUACAUUGUGUUUUCAGCGGGCACGACUGUGUGUGACACCGCGAUUACAUCCUGCACGGUCUGUUCAAGAUCACUGCCAAAUGAAGGGGGCGGUCAAACCGAAAGAGCACAGGGUACAAGCAAGCAAUUGAACUGUAAAUGAUUAAAGCAGGGCUAACAAUUCGCUUCUGAACAACGUACAACAACCCAGCGACCGCCUCGUCUUGUGUUUUGAGCCGGCUGUAUUGUUUGGUAUUGUAAUAGCGGUGAGUUCGUGUGCCCAGCAGGCUGUGGGCAUGGCUAGCUUGCGAGCUCUCCCGAUGAAUGCAGUGUUCAGUAAAUCGGGAACACUUCCGUACCUCGCCUGUGCGUUUGCAGCGCCUGGUUCGUGCAUGCGAAGACAUGGAUACAGCACGAAAAGUAAAGAUGAGACAGCAGAUACACUGCACAGGAGCAUCGUCCCGACCAUGCACUACCAGAAGAGCUUGCCCAGGUUGCCUGUUCCAAAGCUGGAAGACACGAUUAGACGAUACCUUGCAGCCCAGAGACCGCUCCUGGACGAUGAACAGUACAGUAAGACUGAGCAGCUGGCUCAGAGUUUACAGAGUGGUGCUGCCAAGGAGCUCCAUGAAGAACUGGUCUCUCAGGACAAGAAGAACAAGCACACCAGUUACAUAUCCGGUCCUUGGUUCGACAUGUACCUGUCAGCUCGCGAGUCAGUGGUGCUGAACUUUAACCCCUUCAUGUCCUUCAACCCUGACCCUAAGCCCGAGUACAACGAGCAGCUGUUGCGAGCCACUAACAUGGUGGUGUCGGCCGUGCGCUUCAUGAAGACGCUGCGCAGCGGCCUGCUGGAGCCCGAGGUCUUCCACCUGAACCCGGCUAGGAGCGACACCGACAGCUUCAAGCGGCUCAUCCGCUACGUGCCGGCCUCCCUGUCCUGGUACGGGGCCUACAUGGUCAACGCCUACCCCCUGGACAUGUCUCAGUAUUACCGGCUCUUCAACUCGUCCCGCAUCCCCAAGGAGGGCCGCGACGAGCUCUUCACAGACCAGAGGGCCAGGCACCUGCUGGUCAUGCGGAAGGGUCACUUGUAUGUCUUUGAUGUCCUGGACCAAGACGGGAAUUUGGUGAAGCCGGGAAAGAUCCAAGCCCACCUGAAGUUCAUCCUCUCUGACCCCACCCCGGCCCCAGCUUUCCCCCUGGGUUUUCUGACCAGUGAGGACCGUAACGUCUGGGCUGGGCUUAGGCAGAAGCUCUUGGAUGCUGGCAACCAGGAGGCCCUGAGGAAAGUGGACAGCGCCCUCUUCUGCCUGUGCUUGGACGAUGAAGCCAUGAAGGACCAUAUCCACACCUCGCACAACAUGCUGCACGGCGAUGGGCAGAACCGCUGGUUCGACAAAUCGUUCAGCAUCAUCCUGGCACGCGACGGGACGGCUGCCAUCAAUUUCGAGCAUUCUUGGGGGGACGGUGUGGCGGUUCUGCGCUUCCAGAAUGAGGUUUUCAAGGACACUACCGAGCGGCCAGCGGUCAACCCGAGCUCCCAUCCGGCAGUGGACGCCGAUUCUUCAUCCGCAGUCCAGAGACUCGACUUCCGUCUGGACGCGGCUCUCCGGGAUGGGGUCAGCACAGCCAAGGAGCACUUCCAGGCGGCCGUCUCCAAGCUGACUAUUGCCGCCAUGGAGUUUCAGAAAGGGGGCAAGGAGACUCUGAAGAAGAAGAAGGUGAGCCCGGAUGCCGUGGCCCAGCUGGCCUUCCAGAUGGGCUUUCUGCGACAGUAUGGUCAGACAGUGGCCACCUACGAGUCCUGCAGCACGGCCGCCUUCAAGCAUGGCCGCACCGAGACGAUCCGACCAGCGUCUAUCCAUACCAAGCAAUGUAGCCACGCCUUCGUCAGGGAGCCGGGCAAGCACAGCGUGGAUGAACUGCGCAAGAUGGUGGAGCAGUGCUCCAAAUACCACGGGCAGCUGACCAGGGAGGCCGCCAUGGGCCAAGGGUUUGACCGGCACCUCUUUGCAAUGCGCUACUUGGCCAACUCCAAGGGUCAGGCCCUGCCAGCUUUUUACCAGGACCCGGCUUACGCAGCCAUUAACCACAACAUCCUGUCCACCAGCACGCUGACCAGCCCCGCGGUCAGCCUGGGCGGCUUCGCUCCGGUGGUCCCCGACGGCUUCGGGGUGGGCUACGGCGUGCACGACCACUGGAUCGGCUGCAGCGUCUCCAGCUACCCGUCCCGCGACGUGCAUGAGUUCCUGCAGUGCGUGCGCAAGUCCCUGGAGGACAUCUUCACUGUGCUGGAGGGGAAGCCCAUCGGCAGCUAGAUCCACUGCCUGAGAGCUGUGAACACACGCCGGCACAGGGAUGGAAAUAAGACUCCUAUUGCAGAGCAGUUUCACCCAUUCCAGGUUUUACUACCAGC